AUGGCGACAAAUUCUAAAACAGAUGAAAAUCUAUUAUCAUCAACAACAAUGAUUGAUAAUCAUUUACGUUCAAUAGUUUAUAAUCCAUCAUUAAAUUCAUUAAUUUAUCUUAAUGAUAAACAAGAAAUAAUUGUACGUAGUGCUGAUCAAUUAUCAACAUUAUUUCAUCGUACAUUACCAUUAAAUAAUAUCAAUGAAUAUUAUGAAAUAAUAUCCUGUCAUGAUAAAUUUGUUUUAUUAACAUCAACACAUAUUUAUGUAAGACAAUUAUAUCAAGGUCUCUAUUUUCUUGACUCAAUUAUUGGAUCAAUAAAUGAUGAAAAUUGUCAUGUUUUUAUUGAGUUAACAUAUGGUGAUGCACAAUUAUUAUUACAAUUAUUAUCAACAUUAGAUUUAUCAACAUCAAAUCAUAUUGGAGAAUUUAAUGAUUUAUUAAAAAAAAAAUUUGAUGAACAUACAUCAUCAUCAUUAUGGAAUUUAAUACAAUUUUCAUAUGAUUGUCUUAAUGCAAUUAAAAUUUGUUUUGAUAUAUUACGUUUACAUAAACAUCAAAUACAACAACAUCAAAAUACAUAUUCAUCAUUACCUGGUAUUGUUGUUAUUGGUCUUUUACUUGACUAUUUAACAAGAUAUUAUCAUCAUAAAAAAUCAUUAACAACAAAUACAGAUGAACAAAUUGGUUCAACAUUAGAAACAUCAUCAUCACCAUCAUCAUCAUCAUCAACAACAACGACAACAACAUCAACAUCAACGAGCAGUUUUUUUAAUGCUGGUGGACGAACUACACGUGAACGUUUAAUGUUUAGUGAAGCAACACGAUAUAGAACAUUUACACUUUGGCCACAUGCAGCUUAUCGAUGGCUUUCACCAGAAAGUAUGGCUAAAGCUGGUUUCUAUUAUUCUCCAUUAAAAGAUAACGAUGAUCGUGCAUUAUGUUUUGCUUGUACUGUAACACUUGUUUGUUGGGAACCAUCUGAUUCUCCAUGGACAGAACAUGGACGUCAUUCUCCAAAUUGUCCAUUUAUAAAAGGUGAUUUUACUGAAAAUGUUCCAUUACGUACAACAUGUUCAAUUCAACCAGGAAAAAAAAUAUUUUCAAAUCAACAACAACAAAAAUGGUUAAUAAAAUCUAAUGAAUUAAUAUUUAAUGAACAUAUAUUAUUAUUUUUAAAUUCUGAUUGGAUAAUACGUUCAGUUGAUACAACAAAUGUUAUACAUAUAAAAACAAUAAUAUCAUUAAAAAAUCUUAUUGAACAAUUAACAACAGAAAAUAUUUUAGAAGAAAAUAUUUUAUCCGAUAAUAAUGAAACAAUAUUUAUAAAACAUUUUGAUCGUUUAACAUCAAAACGUUAUUUUAAUUUCAAAUUUAAUCCACUUGCAUUAACAAUGUAUCCAUUAACAAUAACAAAUGAUAAUGAAAAUUAUAUAAUUUUUUGUUUUUUACAAUUAAAUGAAACAAAUAAAUGUAUAUUAAUAGCAACAACAACAAUAAAUCAAUAUGAAAAUUUAAAUCCAUCAUGUAUAUCAACAAUAAAAAAUAGUUCACAAAAUGAUGAAUCAAUUGAAACAACAAUAAUAAAUGAACAAAUUAAAAUAAAUAAUAAAUAUGAUUAUUUAAUUGAAUUUUCAAAUUUUAAAUAUAUACCUAAACAAGCUUAUAUAUAUCAAUUAACUAAAACAAAAAUGAUUUUAUUAAUAAAUACAACUGAUUGUAUACAUGGUUAUUGUAUUGAAUAUGAUCAAAUAACAUUAACAUUAAAAAUAAUUUUUUAUCAUUGUAUUUAUCAAUCAUCAACAAAUGAUAUUGAUAUUGAUUCAAUAAAUCCAAUUAUAUUAGAUGAUGAUGAUAUUAUAAAUAAUGAUGAACAAUCAAUAGUUAGUGAUAAUGAUGAAAAUUUAGAUAUUGAAUAUGAUGAUAAUAUUGAUAUUAAUGAUGAAUGUCAAAAGAAAGAACAAUAUACAAAUAAAAUAUUAAAACGAAAAUGUUUUUUAAUUUGUUUUAAAUCUGGACAUUUAUUACUUUAUGAUGUUUAUCGUACGACAUAUUUAGAAAAUACACAAGAAGAAAAUAAUAUUGGUAUUUUAGCAGAUAGACAAAUAAUUGAAAAUGUUGAAAAAUGUGUUCAUGUUAGAGGCACAGAUAUACUUUAUGCGUGGAUCACUGAUAAUGGUGUUAAAAAGUUUAAUAUGCAUGAUCUAUUUCCAUCUUAUUUUACUCAUAUACAAUCUGAUGAAAGAACGAGUACAUCUUCUACGAAUCCUUCCCAAUUAAAAUCUUUCACUGAUGAUCAAAAUUCAAAUUCAUAUUCAAUAUCAACUCUUCGUUCACUUCUAUCAUUUACAUCAUUUGAUUCAUCACCGGUCACAUAUUUUUUUGCUCAUGUUAAUUCAUCCUAUUGGAUUGAUACACUUGAUACAACAAAAACAAAUAUUGAUCGUCAUACAUGGCGUUUACAACAACCUCAAAUAAAUCAACAACAAUCAACAAAUCAACAAAUAAUACCAUCAAUACAUAUAUUUGAUUUACAAACAGCAACACCAUGUAUAUUACAUACAAUUGAAUUUCGUUAUACAUUAAAUCGACAAAAUUUAUAUAAAAAAAAUUUAUUUGUUACAUUAUAUCGUUAUACAAAUGAACCAAAUGAUGUUGAUCAAAAAAUUGAAUUUAAUCAAUUAAAUUCUCAAAUAAAUUUUUCAAAUGAUGAUAUACUUGCUGGUCCAUAUUCAUUAAUUGAUUAUUUAGAAUCACCUAUACAUGAUCAAGGUCUUAUACAAUUAUGUUCAUAUGAUUUAUUAACAUAUAAAUCAAAACAUUUUCGUCUUGUACUUGAAUCAAAAUGUUCAACAAUAAUAAAUCAAACAAUAUUACAACAAAAUUUAUUUCCUAUUGAAACAAUAUCAAUAACAUUACGUUCAACAAAACAUCAAACACGUUUAUUACGUUUAUAUGAUAAUUCAACAAUAAAUUGUUUAACAUCAACAAUAUUAACAACAAAAAAUGAAAAAAAAAUAUUAUUUUCAUUAAAUUUAUUAAUAUCAAUUAUUUAUACAACAAAUAAUAUUAAAAUAAUUAAUCAAAUAAAAUUUUUAUUAUUAAAUGAAACAUUUUUACAACAUACAUUUAUAAAUGCAUCACGAACAAUAGCUAAACGUAUGACAACAUUAAUAUUAAUGAUUAUUAAAAAUGAUAAUGAUAUGGAAAAAUUUAUUGAAAAUUUUUUAAAUUUAUUUCAAAUGAAUAAUCAAUAUUUACUUGGAUUUAAAUCAUCAGCAGCAUUAAAAUGGUUUUUUAUUAUUAUUGGACAAUGGACAAAUCAAUAUCAAUAUCAAAUUGGUACUAAACUUUUACAAUGGUUAUUACAAUUAGCUGAUAUUAUUCAAAAAACUGAUACAAUACAAAGACAACAAUUAAGAAAUAAAUUUGGAUUUUAUGCUGAUCCAUUUGAUGCUCAUUUAUUUGAUGUUGAUCUAUCAACAUUAAUUGAAUGUAGUCUACGUCAACGUAAUUUAAAUUCAUCAUCAUCAUCAAAUUCAACAAAUACAUCUCAAUCAUCACGUCCACUUGGUAUGAAUGAUAAUUGUUAUGAUCCACGUAUUUAUUCACGUUAUGGUACAACUGGUUUACCAAUAAUUCCAUGUGAUCCUGAAACAUUAUAUUCUUCAACAAAUAUUCAAUAUGCAUUAUCAAAACUUUUACCAAAUUCACUUUCAUCAUCAAAUGUUUAUUUAAAACCUAUACCAGGUCUAUUUGAAAUAACACCAUUAAAUUAUACAAUGCAUUCAUCAAGUGAUGGUACACGUCUUGAAUGUGUUGAUAUGACACAUUUAUUAACAUUACGAACAUAUGAAGCAACAAAUGCACCACCACCAUCAAAUGUUACACUUACAGCUGGUUCACAUCAUCUUUAUAAUCCAACAACAUCAAAUUCAAUGCCACCACCACCAUUACCACCAGCUAUAUCAACAUUUAAUGCAACAACAACAUUUCCAUUUUCAUUUCCAACACCAAAUAUAAAUGCAUAUCAUGAUACACUUUAUAUGUUACCAACAACAACAACAACAAAUCCAACAACAACAACAUCAUCAUCAAUAACAAAUGAUGCAGCAUCAACAAUAGUUACAUCAUUUCCAAUAUCAACAACAACAACAAUUGAUAAUCAAAUAAAUAAUAAUUUAAUUAGUACAUCACCAUGGUUACCACAUUUAGCAUCAAAAUUUAAAGAUAAACAAAGUUUACAAAAAGAAAAAUUAAAAUUAAUUGCAAAAAAAAAUAAAGCUGCUACAACACAAACAUCAAUAUUAAAAAAAAAUUCAAAUCUAUUUACAGAUCUUUUACAUACAUCAAAAACAAUAUUAACAUUACAAAAUCAACAAACAUUAUCAACAAAUCGUUUAUUAACAAAUAAUAAAAAUUCAAUUGAUGAUGAAAAUUUUGAACAAUUACAACAACAACAACAACAACAACAAAUAACAAUUGAUGAUAUAUUAACACAAAUAUCAAAUAAUAUUCUUCAUGGACAAUAUUUACCAUUAUAUCAAUUUAUAAUUGAUCGUUUAUCAGGGGGUGGUAGAAGUUAUUUUGUUUUAGAUUUUGGACAACAAGUUACAUUAACUGAUAUAUUAAUACCAUCAUGUCAUGAAUUAGCAUCAUUAAGUUUAGAUUUUUGGUCAUAUGGUGAACAUAUUGAUUGUCAACGUUUAUUUUCUUCAACACAUAUAUCAAAUCAACCAUUUUUUUUACAUGAUUUACAACCAGCUAUUAUAGCACGUUAUAUACGUAUAACAUUAAUUGGACAAUCAAAUAUAUCUGUAUCAUCAAUACGUUUACCUGUUGGAUAUUUUUUUGGUUAUCCAUAUAUAUUAAAUGAUGAUAAUGAUAAUAUGAAUACAAAUAAUAAUAAUAAUAAUGAAAAAUAUGAAAAAAAAUUAAAAUCAAUUGAAGGUAUUUAUGAAACAUUAAUAUCAAAUUAUGCAUUAUGUAGACAAAAAUUAUUUAAUUUAUUAUCAACAACAAAUAAUGUUGAAAAAAAUUUUAUUGAAAAUAUUUAUCAUGAAUGUAUUCAAUUACAAAUACAAAUAAAUCAUGCUCAUAGACAAAUAAAUCAAUGUAGAAAUCUUUUAAAAAUGGAAGAUAUACAAAUUCAUGAUCCACAACCAACAAGUGAUUAUUUAAAAUUAUUAGCUGAUUUAUUAACAAGUGAAUUAACAUCAUUAUCUGGAAUGAUGCAACAAACAGAUAGUUUGUCUGCAUGUUCGUCAUUUAUUUCUUUAAAUGAUGCUUUACAAAUUUUUGAUACAUUUGCUAUUCGUCAUGUACAAAUAAUUGAUAUGCCAAAACGUCUAUUACAAUUAUGUUCAUAUCAUUCAUGGUGGCCAGAAUUUGUUAAAGAAUGUUUUCAACGUUAUUUUUUAUCAAAUGAUAUUUUAACAAUUGAUCAACAACAAUCAUUAUUUAUUAAUCUUGUUGAUUUAUGUGAACAAACAUUAUUAACAAUAAAUUCAUCAAAUGAAACAACUAUUUAUUAUAAUCGUUUAUUAGCUAUUGAAUAUAUAAAUAAUAUAUAUAAUUUAUUAUUAAAUACAAAUAAUAAUUAUCAAUCAAUUGAAUGGUUAUUAUUAUUUUUAUAUCGUUUAUCAGAAAAAAAUUUAUUUCCUUAUUCAUAUGAACAAACAAAUAAAAAAACAAAUUUUUCACAAUUAAUUAAUAAACAUUGGCAAUUUUUACAUACAUCAUCAAUAAUACAAAGUCCCCGUAUAACAAAUUCAGCAAAUAAUUAUCGUCGAAAAUUACGUAAAGAAACAUUAUUAAAAAAAACAACAAAAUCAUCAUCAUCAUUAUCAUCAUCAACAUUAUCAUCAACAGCUAUGUUAACACAAAUACCAACAUCAACAAUAAUUAUAUCACCAACAAAUUCAAUUGAUUAUUAUUGUUAUCAUUCAUUAGUUUUACAAGUUUCAAAAUAUCUUAUUGAAAUUUUAAUUAAUAAUAAAAAUUUAUCAAAUGAAUUAUUUAUAUUAAUAUGUAAAUCAUUAACAGAUAUAAGUCGUUCAUGUAAACCAUUUUUAUUAUUAAAUGAAUAUAUAAAUAAAGAAAAUUUAAUUAAAUUAAUAUUAAAUACAGAACAAAUUUGGUUAAAAUAUGCAUUUAAUUAUUUUUUAAUGGAUUUUAUUGAUAAUGAAAUUUAUUUACCAAAUGAAUUAUAUUCAAAUGAUGAUGAUAAUAAUAAUAAUAAUGCUAAUAAUAUUAAUGAUGAUAUUGAUAUUGAUGAUGAUAAAGAAUUAAAUGAUGAACAUAAAAAAAAACAUUUUCCAGCAUUUAAAAAAUCAAAAAAAAAACCUAUUAAUAAUAAUGCACAACAAAUUCUUUUACAAUUUCAAAAUAAUAAAACAUCUGAACAAGAUAUAUUAUAUCCAACAACAGAAGAUUUUCUUAUACUUUUAAGUCAAUCAUCAUCAUAUCAACAACAACAACAACAACAAUUACAACAACAACAAUUACAACAACCAAUAUCAAUAAUAAAUAAUUUAAAUUAUGAUAUAAUACCAUUUUCAAUUGAUAAUCGUCUUGAUGGUAAUAUACAAUUUAUAUUUGAUUUAUUUACAAUAAAUCAAUCAUUUAAAAUACAAACAUUAUUAAAUAAAAAUUUAUUUCAAUUAAAUCAAUAUACAAUUGAUUAUAAUUUAAAUAUAAAUAUUAAUGAUAAAAAUCAAUAUGAAAUAACAAAAAAAAAUAUAUCAAAUUCAAAUAUAACAAUUGAUUUAUUAAAUGAUAUUUAUCAAAAUAUGUUAUGUUAUUUUAUUGAAGAAAAACAUUUUAUAUCAUAUGAUAUAUUUAAUAAAAUAGAACAUAUAUUAUCAUCAUAUUUAAUUAUAUCAUUAACUAAUUAUUCAAAAAAUAUAUUAAAUCAUAAACAAAUUAAUAUACAAACAGAAACAUUAAAUAAUAAUCAACCACCAAUAAAUCUUAAUUUAAAACCAUUAUUUAUUAUGUCAAUUAAUACAUUAGAUAAAUUAUUAAAAUUUUUAUUACAAUCAUCAUUAGUUACAAUACGUUUAUGGCAUCAUUUAUUUUCUUUAUUAUAUUAUACAAGUACAAAUAUUGAUUUAGCUAAACAAAUGAAAAAAUUAUGGUUUAAUGGUGAUAUUGAUAAUAGUUUAUUUGCUAAAAUAUGGUUAAAAUUUAUUCAAACAACACAAGAUAUGAUUGAUGAAAGUACAGUUGAUAUUAUAAUUAAUUAUUUUGAACGAUUAUUUAUGUGUGAUGAUGAAAAUAUAAAUAUUACGGAAAAUAUUAAAUUAAGUAAAAGAGUAGCAACAUCAGAUAUAUCAAAUCAAUCUCAAGAUAUUCCAUCAUCAUCAUCAUCAUCAUCAUCUAAUAUCAAUACUCUUUAUCUUAAUACACUUUUAUCUAUUCUUGAUCGUCUUAUCAGUAAUGGUUUUCAUGGUCCUCUUAAUUGUCAUUUAAAAUUUUUAACUUAUCUUUUUAAACAAAAUUUUUCACAAGCAACAUCAUCAAUACGUCUUAAACUUUGUCGUAAUAUAAUUGAUUUUGUUUGGUCAUUUUGUUAUUCAUAUUCACCAUUAUCAUUUACUCAAACAGAUAUUCAUCCAUUAAUAUGUUUUCUUAAUUAUGAUCGAAUUCAUCAUCGUCAAAUAUCAACUUCAUCAUCGUCUUCAUCAUCAUCAUCAACAAAUUCUUUAAUUCCUCCAUCAUCUGUAAAUAAAUGGCAAUUAAUGAAUACUGUUAAUAAACUUUCUCUACAAAAUAAUCAAUCAUCAUCAUCAACAACAACAACCGCAAAUAAUAAUAAUAAUAAUGAUUCAGCAACAAGUUCAAAAUCAUCAACAAUUCGUCGUCAAUGUAAUUUAUAUGAUACAUGUGUACGACAAAUGAUAUUAUUAAUAACAAAACUUAUAGAAAAUACAAAUCAAUCACAUGAUCAACAACGUAAACGUUUUAAAAAUGAAGAAAUUACUAUAAAAAUAAAUGAUAUUGAUGAUGAACAUUCGAAUGAUUUACUUGAAUCAAUUUAUAUUGAAAAACUACUUUCAAUACUUUCAAUGUGUCAUUCAUCACUUGAUUCAUCACCAUCUAUAUCAUUAAAUUCUUCAACAAAAUUUCUUGCUGCAUCAAUAACAUCAACAAAUCAAUAUUCAUCAUUUAUACAUACAACAAUACAUUUAAAUAUAAAUGAUUUAUUAUCAGUUGGUGAUAGUAUUUAUUAUUGUUUAUCAUCAUUUAUAUCACAACCAAAUUAUAUUUUACCAAUAUUAUGUCAUUAUUUAACAACAAAUCCAUUAUUAUCAUCACCAUUAUUAUUAUUAAUUAUUUAUUCAAUACAUAAUAUAAAAAUUUUAAAUGAAGCAUUAAAUCAAUAUAAAUUUCUUGAUUUAUUAGUUAAUAAUUUAAUAAUAUAUUCAAAUUAUUUAUCAAAUCAAACACAAAUACCAUCAAUACAACGUAUUUAUGAUCAAAGACAAUCAUCAAAUAAUACUAUGGAUAUAGGUUCAAUAAAUUUAUCACCACAAUGUCAAAUAACAUGUUCAAAUUCAAAUGCAUCAUCACCUGAAAUUUUAAUACAAUCAAAUAAUAAUGUUCAAACAACAAUAACAUCAUCAUCACGUCGUUUACGUUCACCACCAUGGUCAUAUACAUAUUUACCUAAUGAACAACGUUGUACAUUAACAUUACAAUUUCCAUAUUCAAUUAUAUUAAAAUCCAUACAAAUAGUACCAUUUACACAAUUAUCUAUUAAUCAUUAUACAAUAAUUGAUCAAUUAAAUACAAAUUUAACACAAUAUCCAUCAUCAAUAACAUGUGAAAUAUCAUCUGAUGGUUAUUAUUUUAUACCAUGUGCUUAUUUAUUAAAUACACAAGGACAACAAAUUAUUAAUUUAUCUAUAACUAAACAAAUUGAUAUUGUUAGACAAUUACGUAUACAUUUUUAUAAACCAAUUGAUCAUGAUACAAUUGGUUUACAACAAAUAUCAAUAUUUGGUUAUUAUGCAUAUGAUCAACAAAUGAUUAUUGAACAAACAAGUCAUCCAUAUCAAACAUUAAUAUCAACAGUUUAUGGUAAACAAAUAUUACAUAGUAAAAAUUCAAAUACAUCUAUAAUAACAACAUUAAAUGAUGAUGAUAUUAAAUUAAUGUAUUCAUCAAUAAAAUCUUCAACAACAAAUACAAAUAUAAUUGAUAAUAGUCAUCAUGUAUCAAUGAUAUUAUCUGAUAAAUAUCGUUCAUUUAAUCAUUAUUUACAAUUAAUACAUUUAUGUUUAAAAAAUUCUUCAAAUUUAGAUGAUAAUCUAUUUGAAAAAUUUCUUUUUAUACUUAAAGAAAAAUUUUAUUAUACAAAUAAUAUUAUAUUUAAUGAAAUAUUUAUAUUUAUUGGUAAUCAUUGUACGGAUAAACAAUUUGAUUUAUUUAUUAAAUAUUUAAUUACUUAUAAUCAUUUUAAUAUUUUAUCAGAAUUAAAUUUUAAUGAAAAAAAUAUUAAUUAUUUAAUUAAUAAUAUUAAUCAACCAGUUAAUAAUAAUAAUAAUAAUAAUCAAGUAAUUAAUGAUCAAAUGAAACAAAUUAUUAAUAAUAUAUUAUGGAAAAUAAAAGAAGAUAAUAUUAAACUUGAUGAAAAUUUAUUAGAAUAUUUAUUAAUAAAUUAUUCAUGGUUAUUACCAUCAAUAGCACAUCAUAAACCAUUAUUAGUUAUGAAUUAUAUUAAUAAAAAUGAAUCAUUUAUUGAAUAUUUUAAACAAUUAAAAAUAUGUUCAUUAAGUGUUGAAUUUCUUAAUGAAAUUUUAAUUAAUGAUUAUUUUAUUAAAUCUAUUGAAGAAUUAAAUCAACAAAUUCAAUAUAUAUCAAAUAAAACAUCAAAUCAAUUAUUAAUUUAUCAUGCACUUGAUUAUUUAAUAACAAUAAGUAAAUAUUCAAAUGUUCAAAUAUGGUUUUCAAAAACAAUAAUUGCAUCAAAUAUAUGGAAAUAUUUACUUGAUCUAUUUAAUAAUCCAAAUAUAUCAUCAUUUAUACAAUCACCAUCAAUUUUAUUAAUACAAUUAAUAACACUUCUGAGAAAUUUAUCUUUACAAUGUCCAACAAAUCAAAUAAAUAUGUCAUUAAUAUCAUCAUAUUUAGCUUAUUUAACUGAACAACGUCUUGAACAAGAUCGUCCAUUAACAGGUUAUUUACAAUAUAUAUUAAGUGAAGUUGUACUUAAACAUGAAUAUAUACAAUGUUUAAUAAAUACACGAGAUUAUCCAAUAAAUAUACGUGAAUAUUCAUCAUUUCAAAGAAAUUCACUUUAUCAUAAAUUAAUUCAAGAUUGUUCAAUAUCAAUGAAUAUUGGACAAUUAAUUGAAAAAUUAUUUGGUUUUAAUUAUUUACAAGCUAAUAUAUGGACAGCAACAAAUUAUAUUAAAAAUAAAAGUUAUUUAAUAAAAGCAGCAAGUGAACCAAUUAAUAAUAAUCAAAGAAGAAAAAUACCACGAUCUGAAUUAGUUUCAUUAAAAUCAACAAUAACAGGAAAAUUAACAACAAAAUCAAUUAGUUCAUUAUCAAAUUUAACUAAACAUCAAAAAUUAUCAUCAAAAUUAACAACAAAUGAAUCAUCAAUACCAAAGAAAACUUCAUCAGUAACACCUGUAGAAAAUAUUCAUUUUAUAUUACAUAUUAAUGGACAAAAACGACAAUGUAUUUUACCAAAAACUACACGAUUAAGUGAUUUAUUAUUAUCAUUUGAUUGUCGAUUAUUGAAUACUUACGAAGUUGAUGUUAUUGAAUUUACUUUUGAUAAUCAUAUUUUAAUUAAUGAUGGUCAAGAAAAUGAAUUAAUCACACAUAAAUCUAUAGUUGCCAAUAAAGAUUAUCCAACAUUACUUGAUACAUUUGUACAUGCCAAUGGUCUUAAAAUUCUUGCUCAACAUUUUGCUCGUAAUUAUCCAUCAAUACAAUCCUAUGAUGAAUGUUUAACAUCAUCAUCAUCACCAAAUACAAAUAUAUUUGAUAAAAUAAAUUUCUUUGAUUUUUCAUCAUUAGUUUCAACAACAACAACAAAUUCUUCAAAUAAUAUGACAAUGCCAUAUUAUGUAUUUAUAACAUUUUCAAUAUUUCUUCGUUUACCAAAUUAUGCACGUGCUAUGUUAAAAAAUCGUUCACUUGCAUGUAAUAUUAUACGUUUAAUGCUUGGACAAAAAGAAUCUAUAACAAAUGAAUAUCAAGAUCAAACACAACAACAACAACAUCAAGAAAAUUUUGAUAUGCGUCAAUUAUCGAAAUUACCAUUUGAAACUUUAUCAAUAUUACUUAAAGAUUCAUCAAAUGAUUUAUUAGAUGAAAUAUUACAUUCAAGUAUAUUACUUUUAUUAUUAUCAUGUUUAUCAUCAAUAACACGUCAUCCACAUCGUAAACAAAAAGAUUCAACAACAACAACAACAACAACAGCAACACCACAAAUAUCAUCAUUAUCAGUACCAUCAACACAAUCAACAACAAUAAAUAAUGCAACAAUAAUUGAUGAUAAUGAUGAUGAAUAUUAUGAAGAUGAUAUUGAACAAAUUGAAUCAACAACUAUUCAACAAUUAAAUACAAUUAAUAAUACAAGUCAUACUAAUCAUAAUAAUACAAAUUCAAAUUUUUGGGCUAAAGGUACUGGUUUUGGUACUGGUUCAACACAUUCACAAUGGAAACCAGAUGAAAUAAUACAAAUACAAAAAUUACAUGAAGAACAUGUUAUUUAUUUAUUUGAUAUAUUUUAUUCAAUAUUUUCAAAUAAAUUAUCUGAAGAAUUACUUGAUGAUAAAUUAAUUGAAAUCAUAAAUACAUCAUGUCUUAUACCUGUACUUGAAUCAUAUUUACGUAAUGAUUCAAUAUUAGAUAUAUCAAAACAAGGUGAUAUACAUCGUUAUUGUUUACGUUUAGUUAAUUGUUUAUUAAAUAAUAAUAAAUUAAAAAAUUUAAUUUAUCAAACAAGUAAUAUUGAAUAUUUAAUUGAAAAUCUUUUACAAUGUGUACAAACAUAUACAUCAAUGAUACAAAUUGAUGAUGAUGAACAAUUAAAUUUAUUUUCUGUUGAAUUAAAACAAGUUUAUGAUAAAAUAAAACAAGAUAAACAAAUUGAAAAUGAUCAAUAUAAUCAAUUAAAUAUACAUAAUAAACAAGAAUUAAUAACAUUAGAAGAAUUUUAUUGUCAAACAAUGAAAUUAUUACAAUUUAGUACAUAUCCAAUAACAAUUGAAAAUGAAACAAAUGAUAAAAUAUUAUUUAAUAAAACAAUUAAAUAUCAUUAUGAAGAUAUUGUACGUGAUGCAUUAACAAUAAAUUCAAUGCAAAGAAUAAAACGUUUAGCACAAGAACAAAUAACUAUAUCAACAUCAUUACCAUUAUCAUUUAAUUCAACUAUAUUUGUACGUUCAGAUGAAAAUCGUAUGGAUAUUAUGAAAAUAUUAAUAACUGGUCCUGAUGGUACACCAUAUUCAAAUGGAUGUUUUAUAUUUGAUGUUUAUUUUCCAAAUGAAUAUCCAACAACACCACCAUCAAUUAAUUUAGAAACAACAGGAAAUCAUACAGUUAGAUUUAAUCCAAAUUUAUAUAAUGAUGGUAAAGUUUGUUUAAGUAUAUUGAAUACAUGGCAUGGUAGACCAGAAGAAAAAUGGAAUUCAACAUCAACAUUUUUACAAGUUCUUGUUUCUAUCCAAUCUCUUAUAUUUGUGCCUGAGCCUUAUUUCAAUGAACCUGGUUAUGAACGUACACGUGGAACAGCAACUGGUACCGCUCAAUCGCUUGAAUAUGAUGCUAAUAUUCGACAAGCAACAGUUCGAUGGGCAAUGCUUGAACAAUUGCGAAGUCCUCCUGCUUGUUUUGUUGAUGUUAUACGGCGACAUUUCUUUUUGAAACGAAAUGAAAUAAUUGAUCAAUGUGAAGCAUGGAUACAUGAAUUACAAGAAACAUCAUCAACUGAAAAACGUAUUAGUUCAUCUCUAAGUCAACAUCUUGCAUCACUUAUACGUCAUACCAAUGAUCUGAAGAAAGAAUUAACUGCGUUAACACUACCUGAUGAUCUUGUUAUUCCAUCUGAAUUAACAACACUUUUACUUAAAUCAUCAUCGAUUAACAAUAAUAAUAAUACUAAUAAUACUAUAACAACAGAUCAAGUAACACCACCUUCUUCUUCUUCAAUUUCUUCUACAACAGCAUCAACAACAGUAAAUAUUCCAUCAAUAUCGGAUACAAAUAAAAAAUCGGAACAAAUAAUAAAUUCAUCAUUAACUGAUGAACAUUCAAUACAAAUUAAAAUAGUACCUAAUCUACAAUAUCAAUCAUCUAUAUCAUCAGCUGCUGCUACAAUUGAAUCACCAGCAACAUUAAUUGAUACAGAAACUCAACAAUCAUCGAAUUCAUCAGCUGAUCAAUAUGAACAACAACAAAAUCAAUCACCAUCAACAAAUACAAAUACAUAUGAUGUAACUAUAACACAUUCAAAUAGUUUAAUAUCAGAUUGGACAUCAACUGAUACAGCAAAUGUUCCAUUACCUGAUGAUGGACUUAUUUAUGAUGAUUUACUUGAUGAUGAAGACGAUUUAGAUGAUGAUUUAGAUAUAGAAGAUAUGUUUGAAUAUGAAGGUGAAAUACCUGAAGGCUAUCCUGAAGAUUUUUAUUGA
Molecule: messenger RNA, 13650 nt
Organism: Rotaria sp. Silwood1
Lineage: Eukaryota; Metazoa; Rotifera; Eurotatoria; Philodinida; Philodinidae
Source: the annotation of a GenBank genome assembly